UCAACAAAAAAGAUGGCGCCGCUCGCUACCUAGCUUCACCCAACUCUGCGGAAUAAAUGGAAGAAGAACGCUUUUGUUUGAAUUAAGAUUGACGGUAAUCCGAGCUGCUGGAGGCCGAACACUGAGCUGCAGUGAAAUCAUGGUGCUGAAGAUCUUCUUCCCACAGUGCUGUAACCGGGCGGACAGCGGGCUGCUGGUCGGACGCUGGAUCCCUGGUCAUGACUCGGCCGUAGUGUUGGCUGUAAUCCACUACCCGUUCAUUCCAGGACAGGUCAAACAGUACAUCCAGCAGGUGCAGGCUCAGAGUGGGGUGGAGCUGUCGGUGCUAGGCUCGUGGAGUUUACCUAAAGAGGGUCAGGAGGGGAUGGAGAGCUUCCUCAGAGACCUCAGCACCAUCUUCCCUCAGGAACGCUGGCUCCAGAUCAAGCGCAAGCUCGGCAAGACGGGCUUCACCUGCCAGAUUCUCAACCGGGAUGGGAAGUCAUCUCAACCAGACAGUAUAAAGAAAACGAAGAAGGAGAAACCGAAGGUUGAGGAGGAGGAGGAGGACCAACUGGUUCAAGGUGAAAAAGAAGAGAAAGAGCAGGAAGAGGUAGAAGAGGAGGAGGAGGAGGAGGAGGGAGAGAAGGUGAUCUUUGUCCACUACGAGCAGAGGAAGGUGAUGCUGUCGCAGCUUCACCCCGUCGAGAAUGGCGUUCCAGACCCCAAAACUGAACUGCCAUCUGAGCUCAGACAGAUGUUUCAGACGGUGGCCGGCAGCCAGGCGCUGUUCUUUUUGGACCGAUACGACGACGGGCCGCUGAAGUCGACACACUGGCAGUCUGACGGUCGAGAGGCCAGCAUCAUCGUGGAGCUGCUCAAACAGGCCUCCGUACCGUUCUGCAUGCUCAUCAGCUGGCUGCUCUCCAUAUGGACCUGGAUCUGCAACAUGCGGAUCUUCAGUCUUUAUCCGCUCCGGUUCCUGUCCAGUAAGCUGUCCACCUGCGUCCAGCUCAGCUACAGGACCCAACACAUGAGGACACUCAGCUCGGCAAAACCAGCCGCAGGACACACCGAGUUCAUGAGAAAAGCCAACAUCGUGGUGUCGUUCUUGAUCGACGUGGCGCUCGGUAUGCUGCUCAUCUGGUGGCUCUACAGAGACAACCACAUCAGCACGUUAGCCAACGCACUGGUGCCUGCAGCUGAUCAUGUGGCUAAAGAGCUGGAGGAGCUGCUGCAGUGGCUGAUGGGAGCUCCUGCAGGGCUGAAGAUGAACCGGGCCCUGGACCAGGUCCUGGGUCGCUUCUUUCUCUACCACAUUCACCUGUGGAUCAGCUACAUCCACCUCAUGUCUCCCUUCAUCGAGGGGAUCCUGUGGUACGGAGGCCUCUCAGCCUGCCUGGGCCUGACCUUUGCCCUCUCGCUGCUCUCUGACAUGGUCGCCCUGCUCACCUUCCACAUCUACUGCUUCUACGUCUACGGAGCCAGGCUGUACUGUCUGAAGAUCUACGGCCUCUCGUCUCUCUGGAGGCUCUUCAGAGGCAAGAAGUGGAACGUCCUGCGGCAGAGGGUGGACUCCUGCUCCUAUGACCUGGACCAGCUCUUCAUUGGAACGCUGCUGUUCACCGUCCUGCUGUUUCUGCUUCCCACCACGGCGCUCUACUACCUGGUCUUCACUCUGUUGCGUCUGGUGGUGGUGCUGUUCCAGGGCGUCCUCCACCUCAGCGUGGACUUCAUCAACUCCUUCCCUCUGUUCGCCGUGGGCCUCCGAGUCUUCCGCUCCUACAGACUGGCAGAGGGAGUGAAGUUCAGAGUUCUGUGUGAGGAGCCGGGGACCGCCCUUCACCUGAUGAUGGAGAUUAACCCUCUGAAGGGCAGCACUGUGGUUCAGACGUACCGUACUCCGACCUACAGCUGCUACCCCAAAGACUCGUGGGGCGCCCUGGUGAAGAAGCUGUUUGUCGGGGAGCUGAUUUACCCCUGGAGACACAAAACCACCAAGACUGACUGAGAGAACUCAGCAUCAAGUGUGGGAGUGAGAGAGAGAGAGAGAGAGAGAGAGAGGGAACGGCGGAAAGGGAAGUGACUGAAUAAAUAAUAAGGUGGAGGCGGACUGACGGAGGGUAAGAGGGGGGACAAGGGAAGCGAGGUCGAAUUAAGUAGCAGGAUCUUUGAGCUGCGCUGCUUUCAUGUAAGAUGAAUGACUCAGAAAAGUUUGAAGCUGCUGAGUCAGCACAUUUUUUCGUUUGAUCAGGUGUUUUCUGAUCAGGUCGGAAGAAGAACAACAAAAAUGUGUCAAGUGUUUUUAGAGCUCGACGAACCUAAAAAAACCACGUCCAGUAGUCACGUCCAGCUGCUGUUAAAAUACCUGUCAACGUUAAAAUACUUAGAGUACAUGAACACCAUCAUUAUGAGCAGUACUUAACGCUUAUAAACACACUCCUCCAGAAAGGAAACAACACUAAGGGACCAAGACGAUUCUUUUCUUUCUGUGUUUGAAUGUUAGACACAAAGAUCCGAUAUUACAAAGAGUUGUAAAAUCAGACUUAGUAUUCACACACCUCAAGGUCAACUGCAGAGGUCAAGUCCUUAGACAGUAUUUGGUAUUUAUGUAUUAACUGCACUGACCAUGUGAAUAGUUGUAACUUUUAGAUUUUAUAUUAUUAUUAUUAUUAUAAAUUAACUAGAAUCUACUUGAAAUGGUACAAGCUGGAAAAAUAGUUUUAAAUUGUUUUUUUGUGAAAAAACCUUUUGUAAUCGUUCUUUUUGAUUAAAAUUAGUUAAUUUAGUAUUGGAACAUGCCGAUCACUUGACGGCAAAUUUAUAAUAAUAUUAAUUUUAUUGAUAUAACACCUUUUUAAAAACAGGUGUUUACAAAGUGCUUUGACAGACAAACAGUGACAGGAAGUCAGGACAACAACAGGAUGGGCGUCAAACAGUGAAGCCAACAAAGAGAGUUCAAAUACAUUACACAUUAUUAUUUUUAUUAUUUCACCAGGAAAAUAUUCUCGUUGAGAUUGUACUACAACAUUAGAUUCAAGAUCUCCUUUUCUAGAGAGUCCUGGCCAAGAGAGCUGCAUAAAAGUGUCAGAUAUUUUAUCUAUCAGAAGCAUUAAGCAGAGAAACAUGUGGUUAAAUGAUCCUUUAUCUUAUUUUAACACCAGUUGAGGUGCAGGUAGAUCAUUUGGCUCUUAAUAAAUUAGCCGUCAGUGAUUUGUGUCCUCCAGUACUCUCUUUGGAUCCUGCCUGUCUGAAGGAGUCUCUUUGGUCCUUCUCUAAGAGCACCGACCUCCACCUGUGGACGGGCUGAUGCGCAAGAGUUUCCUCAUUUAGGUUCAUGCGUUGCCAUAUUGUCAUAAGUAGACUGGAAGCUAUUUACCUCUGACAGACUGUUACAGAGAGAGGAACAGUCCUGCCAUGCCGCUGGCUGCAUUUUGUCAUGUUUUCGUCCUUUAUUUUAAUACAUGUGCCUCUUUAUUUCUUUUUAAAUCCUUUAAUUCUUUAUAACAGUCUCAGUUAGAUGUUUCUGGUCUUUGUGUUGUGUUAGUCUAAACUCUUCAUGACCAAUCCCUGUACUUGACAAACGAAGAAGAAACUGUGAUUCAAUGUGUGUUUUUUAAAUCAGGAUAAGGAAGCAGGUGUAGCUUUUAUCCAACAUGUCAGAUUGUUAAUUAAUUGUGAAUUAUUCUCGUUUUAUUUUACCUAAAUCUUAACACAUGGGUCUGUAUCAUCAUUUAAACAAAAUUCUGUUUUUCUCAACUGUGAAAUCUUUCUUUUAACUUUUAUUAACCUUUGAUUGAUUUAUCAUUUCCAUUUGAUCUGUCCUAAAUGUUAAGAUGCCAUUUAAUAAAAUUCACACAUAUUUAA
Messenger RNA from Labrus bergylta (ballan wrasse), 3846 nucleotides. RefSeq names its product phosphatidylinositol glycan anchor biosynthesis, class Q (gene pigq). The record is from RefSeq and is a predicted model, not a curated record. Gene Ontology annotation, cellular component: endoplasmic reticulum; membrane. Gene Ontology annotation, biological process: GPI anchor biosynthetic process. NCBI's taxonomy places the organism in Eukaryota, Metazoa, Chordata, Actinopteri, Labriformes, Labridae.